AUUUUCAAAAUUGGAUACAUCUAGCGGCCACAAUAAAAAGUUAAAAAUCGAUGAUUUUGACAGGAAGCGGAAAUCAUUUGCUCAGAUACGUUUCUAAGGAAGUUGAAAUCCGAACCAUUCGAAGCCUUGGGUGAGCAYGUUUUUUCACACCUUUGUACAUUCCAGUCRUACGAUCAAAAUGGCAGACGCUGAAAYACUUCGUGAAGCUGCAUUUCUCGAGUUUUCGUCAGAAUUUACAAAUGUUGGGCUACACUGCCCCGAAAAACUUACAAGAAUGUUACGCAAGUACGUGUUGAGAACUGGAGAAUCGUCCGAACAAAUGCGAAGCCGAAUUUACCGUCGUAUUUGGGCCAUUUUGUGGUACGGAAACAAAGUAGGCAAGGGAAAAUGGUCAGGGUCCAAAGAUAAACCAACUUACGUUUUUCCCGAUUGCCUCAAGAAAGUUGUAAGGGCCGUCAUACCAGGAGAUAUUGUGGAUUCUCGCGACCCAACAGGAGUCAACGUAUACAGUGUAACCAUGGAAGACUUAUCCUCUGCCAAGUGGCCCUAAUUCUAUAUCAAUCAAAAUAAAAAUCAAGAAAUACCUUGCAUGUUAAUGUUUACCUUAUAGAUAUUUUCCUUAUGUGAAUCUAGAGACUUCAUAAGUGCACAUGAAAUCAUUU
Messenger RNA from Exaiptasia diaphana, 662 nucleotides. RefSeq lists its product as uncharacterized. NCBI's taxonomy places the organism in Eukaryota, Metazoa, Cnidaria, Anthozoa, Actiniaria, Aiptasiidae. Bases 179 to 550 code for a protein of 123 amino acids. The record is from RefSeq and is a predicted model, not a curated record. The transcript has 4 exons.